AUGUCGGCCUAUCUGCAGGAAAUGAUGAAUCAAACGAUUUCUGUCAUUACAAAUGACGGCCGGAACAUUAUUGGUGUACUUAAAGGAUUCGAUCAGUGUGUCAACGUGGUCUUAAAUGAUAGUUUUGAGCGCGUUUUCUCACUAAAAGAACCGGUAGAGGCCGUGGAAUUGGGACUUUAUAUUGUUCGUGGUGAUAACAUUUCCGUGAUUGGCAGCGUACCGGACAACAUUCGAGAGCAAGUGAUUGAUGAUCAGACACGUGCAGCGCCCUUAAAGCCAUUGUUACAUUAA
Messenger RNA from Peronospora belbahrii, 291 nucleotides. The record is from the annotation of a GenBank genome assembly. NCBI's taxonomy places the organism in Eukaryota, Oomycota, Peronosporomycetes, Peronosporales, Peronosporaceae.